Molecule: messenger RNA, 1175 nt
Organism: Cantharellus anzutake
Lineage: Eukaryota; Fungi; Basidiomycota; Agaricomycetes; Cantharellales; Hydnaceae
Product: actin cortical patch SUR7/pH-response regulator pali
Exons: 6
Coding region: 182-772 (196 amino acids)
Cellular component (GO): growing cell tip; cell division site; plasma membrane
Source: RefSeq, a predicted model, not a curated record
GUAACAUAAAUGCCUGUCGCUUAUCCGCGCCUCCGAUGGACUCCGCGGAAGCAAAACUAAAAUGCGGAACAAUUCGGUUUCGCGGCGCUUGGAAACGCGGAUAUUGGUGAAGUUAUCCACUUCUCGUUCAUCCCUCUUCGUCCAACCCUCCUGCUUCCUCGUCGAGGUGAAGUGGUAGAAGAUGAGAAAAAUGGCAACUUCACCGGCAUUUCCAGGGCUUUUCUUUUGCUUCUCUGCCAUGGUGCUGCUCAUCUUCGUCUCGGUCUCUGUUCCAGUAUGGAGCAAAGUAUCAUUUCUGAAUAUAACAACCGAUGGAAACGCCAUAAAGUUUGGUGUUUGGGGCUACACCGGUUCCGCGAAAGGGCUUGGCUACUCGUUACAGCCAUUUGGCAUCAACGAUUCGUUUCUGAAUAACGGGGCGCUCAAGAACUUGACGUACAUACUGGUUUUCCAUCCCGUUGCUGCUGGGCUCUCUUUUCUCUCUGUUGUGUUUGGAGCCUGCGGUGCUUUAAACUACAGCCGAUUCGGCGCGAUAUUCAUGACGCUUGUCUCCGCAUUAGCCUUCCUCAUCACAGCUAUCGCCUUUGCUGUCGAUAUGGUCUUGUGGGACAUCGUUCGCAGCAGGAUCAGAAACGAUGGAGGCUCGGCUAACUUGGGCAAUGCAAUCUGGAUGACGCUUGGUGCCCUCGUCGCGCUCAUUUUUGGUUCGUGCGCUGCAGGGUGCGGCAGCUUUGGGAGAUACAGGCAACAUCGACAAUCACAUCACUUUUAAAUAAUUCUUAUCUUAUUUCAAGGUUUCAGUCACAAUUUUUUCGGCACACGCUGUAUGCAUACAGAGCUCUGUGAUGGAGGUCUGUAUUGCUUUCCGGCCCCACCGAUGUGACUUCUGCUUGCCUUAUGCCUUGGGACUUCUGUCCGUAAUCCUGCGAAUGUCUUCUCUCUUCGCAUUCGCCGCUGCUUGAAUAUUUUCACAGAUUUACGGUCAUGCUUUGAUGAUUAUUGUCGACUUGCCGCUUUGCGAGUGCGGACCUUUUUCUAUGAUACCCGCCUUCAUUUUUGAGCAUGUCACCUUGUUUUCGAUGUUUUUUGUACUUCCACCCUGAUAGUAAUACUCGAAAGUGCUGUGAUAUUCUGUAACCAUUAUUGAAAGUUAUAUAGCCGACGCGACCUUCUCU